Chionomys nivalis (European snow vole) is the source of this 414-nucleotide messenger RNA. Its product is annotated as cystatin-9-like. Bases 1 to 414 code for a protein of 137 amino acids. Lineage: Eukaryota; Metazoa; Chordata; Mammalia; Rodentia; Cricetidae. The record is from RefSeq and is a predicted model, not a curated record. Gene Ontology annotation, biological process: antimicrobial humoral response. Gene Ontology annotation, molecular function: cysteine-type endopeptidase inhibitor activity. The transcript has 3 exons.
AUGUCCUAUACACAGGAAAGGAAAACUCUCCCUCAUGCUCUUCUGCUACUCUUCCUGAGCUUCCAGUCCCUCAUCACUCCUGUCUCGAAGGCCGAUGAGGAAGCGGCCACCUCUAUUCAUUUCCUUCCCACAGUGGAGUUUGCUGUGGACACGUUCAACCAGAAAAGUCAGGAGGAAAACGCCUACAGGGUGGAACAUAUCCUGAGUUCCUGGAAGGAGGAGGUGAAUUUUCCAGCUGUUUACUCCAUGAAGCUUCAGCUGCGUAGAACCAUGUGCAAGAAAUUUGAGGAAAGCCUCGACACUUGCCACUUUCAGCAGAGCUACAGUCCGAAUAACACGUUCAUCUGCCUGUUCACUGUUGGUACCUUUCCCUGGGUAACAGAGUUCAAGCUCUACAAGCAUGAGUGCUCAUAA